Molecule: messenger RNA, 1995 nt
Organism: Linderina pennispora
Lineage: Eukaryota; Fungi; Kickxellomycota; Kickxellomycetes; Kickxellales; Kickxellaceae
Product: glutamine-dependent NAD(+) synthetase with GAT domain-containing protein
Exons: 6
Coding region: 1-1950 (649 amino acids)
Biological process (GO): NAD+ biosynthetic process
Cellular component (GO): cytoplasm
Molecular function (GO): glutaminase activity; ATP binding; NAD+ synthase (glutamine-hydrolyzing) activity
Source: RefSeq, a predicted model, not a curated record
AUGGUGCAUUACGUUACAAUCGCCACCUGCGCGCUGAACCAGUGGGCGCUAGACUUCCAGGGCAACUACGAGCGCAUCCGCCAGAGCAUUCUGCAAGCGAAAGGGUCGGACGCCAAGCUGCGGAUCGGGCCGGAGCUCGAAAUCCCUGGGUACGGCUGCUACGACCACUUCCUGGAAGGCGACACGAUCCUGCACUCAUGGGAGGUGCUGGGGAAGCUCCUCUCGGACCGCACCCUCGACGACAUUCUAAUCGACACGGGCAUGCCGGUAAUGCACCGCAACCAGCGAUACAACUGCCGGGUGGUGAUCCUGAACGGCAAGAUUGUUUUGAUCCGGCCCAAGCUCUACCUGGCCAACGACGGCAACUACCGCGAACUGCGGUGGUUCACAGCGUGGGCUGGUCGGGCAUCAAUUGAAGACUAUGUGCUGCCGCGGUUCAUCUCGUCGAUUACGGGGCAGAAGACGGUGCCUAUAGGCGAUGCCCUAGUGAGCACGGAUGAUUCGUGCAUUGGCAUUGAGCUGUGUGAGGAGCUGUUUACGCCGGAGAGCCCGCAUAUUGCGAUGAGCUUGGAUGGCGCUGAGAUCAUCAUCAAUAGCUCGGGCAGCCACCACGAGCUGCGCAAGCUGCAUCGGCGUGUCGAGCUGAUCCGGGAGGCGACGAUGAAGUGCGGCGGGAUAUACCUGUAUGCGAACCAGAAGGGGUGCGAUGGCGACCGGCUGUAUUACGACGGCUCGGCUAUGGUGCUUGCCAAUGGCGAGGUCCUGGCCAUGGGCCGCCAGUUCGCCAUCUCCGACGUCGAGGUCACGGUGGCCACGGCGGAUCUGGGCGCCGUGCGGUCCUUCCGCGGCGCCAUUUCGAGCCGCUCAUUGCAGGCCGCCCGGUCCAUUGUGUACCCACGCGUCCAUGCCGACAUCGCGCUGUCGCCAGAAAAGGACAUGUUCGAUGGCCGCGUCAAGCCCACAAAACCGAUUUCAGUCAGGUACCAUUUGCCUGAGGAGGAGAUCAACCUGGGCCCGGCGUGCUGGCUGUGGGACUAUCUAAGGCGGUCCAGCCAGGGCGGGUUCUUUUUGCCCCUGAGCGGCGGCAUCGAUAGCUGCUCGACCUGCGGUCAUUGUGCAUUCGAUGCCGGCGACCAGCAGGUAAUCGAGGAUGUGCGCAAAUGCGUGGGUAUGGGCCCAGAGUACCUGCCCAAGGACGCGCAGGAGCUGGCCAGCCAUCUCUUCUACACGUGCUACAUGGGCACAGGCAACUCAUCCAGCGAGACCCGCACACGCGCCAAACAGCUGGCAUCAGCCGUAGGCAGCUACCACGUGGACCUGAACAUGGACUCCUGUGGUCUCGGCCAUCGUGAUGCUUACGCGGUCCACGGCGGCUCCAAUGCUGAGAACCUGGCUUUGCAGAAUAUCCAGGCGCGCCUGCGCAUGCUCUUGGCGUACCUGUUCGCCGCGCUGUUGCCAUGGGCGCGCGGCCGCCAGAAUCCUCUGCGCGGAUACUUUACCAAAUACGACUGCUCGUCGGCCGACCUGAACCCGAUCGGGUCGAUUAGCAAGCGCGAUCUGCGAAAGUACAUUGCCUAUGCACGCGAACACUUGCAGCUGCCUCUGGUGCCGUUCUCCGAGUCGUACGUGCAGAGCGACGAGGUCGAGAUGGGCAUGAGCUACGACGACCUCAGCGUGUACGGCCGGCUGCGCAAAAUCGCCAAGUGUGGGCCGUACUCGAUGUUCACGCAGCUUCUGCAUAUCUGGGAUGGCCUGACGCCCCGCCAGGUGGCCGACAAGGUCAAGCGCUUCUUCUUCUACUACUCGAUCAACCGCCACAAGAUGACGACCAUCACGCCAGCCUACCAUGCCGAGACCUACUCGCCCGACGACAACCGCUUUGACAUGCGCCAGUUCCUGUACAAUGCCCGGUGGGACUGGCAGUUCCGCUGCAUCGACCAGGAGGAGUAACUAAUUAAAGCCUAGUUUUUAUUAUGAAGCUGAAGUGUCAUUCUC